AUGACGGUGAUAACGAAGCCAAGGCUUACGGCCAAGAAAACUUUAUUGAUCGAUGAGAACCAAUGUGACGAAGAGGUCAUCGACGUUCAUCCAUCACGCUCGCUCCACAGACGCUACAAAUGCGUGAUGACGUGCAUGGGGGUGUUCGCCGCCCUCCUCGUGUUAAUGGGCGUGAUUACGGCCAUGCAGAUAUAUGAGCAAGUUAUGCUUGAUAUGCAGCGUCAUAAUCGCUACCAAGGAUUCUGCUCCAUCCCGCUGUCGCGCGAUAUUCAGAUGCUGGAGCAGCGCAAGACGCCUUUGCACUGGACGGCUACUGAAACUGCCGGCCGCGUUGAGCCUGAAGUGCAGGUGAUUAGCAUUUUGAAUGAGGAUCCCGAGCACAUCUUUGACUUGCUGCGUGAGGUGCUCGAUAUUGACCUGGACGAUUCCGUGGAGAAAAUUUCAGUUUUCAACAACGGUCGCCCAAUCACUUUCGUGCACGACUUUGAAGCCAAUGUAUCUGGUAUAAUAGACGUGGAGCGCUGCUUCACGAUGGAGCUGGACCCGUCGCUGGUGCUGCGGCCGGAGCCGCUAGUGGAGGGGCUGCAGCGCGGGGAGGAGUUCGACGUGACGCGCGUGCGCAGCUCGCUGUCUGCGGCGCUGCCGGCAAUACGCGAUAAGGAGAACCCGUCGCACGCCCUGCGGGAGCACUGCGGUGGCCUCGGCAAGCCUACCUACAUGCUGCGGAAGGACGAAGAGCGCAUCAUUCGCAAGCGUUCUGUCGACGCGCCCCCUCACGACUACAUGGAGUUCGCAGGAAAACGCGUCCAGGAAAUUCAGAUCAGUAAUUUAGCCGAGUUGCUAGAGUUUGAACAGAAGAACAAGCUGGCGGCUUAA
Arctia plantaginis is the source of this 876-nucleotide messenger RNA. The record is from the annotation of a GenBank genome assembly. Lineage: Eukaryota; Metazoa; Arthropoda; Insecta; Lepidoptera; Erebidae.